AUGGCUGAAGGUCUCGCCGACGGUGGCGUUGAAUGGUUCAGCUACAAUCGGGAAGUGUACAACUUCAAUCGGACCAUGCGGCAGAAGAACCUCUAUCAGCACCAGAAGCAGCGAGUUAUGGCAGUAGUGCUGUAUCGGGAGGAUCUUAGAGAUCUAUUCGGCCUGACAAUAGGAAAGAUGGAUUGCUAUAUGCUGGUGAGUACUCUACUGGUUGGCUUCUGCACGGAGAUGUUCUACAAAGGAAGAACACCACUCCUGGCGCCGAAUUGGUUGUUCUGGCCCUGGUCAAUCACGUUGGGUUCCGCAUUUUUCUAUUUCUUUCUCUCCAUCUGGCUCGCCCUGCAUGCCUCUAUAUCGGCUCAGACCUACUCGGUGAGGUCUCUAACCCAAUGGUUACGUCUCCCCGUCGCGAGUGCCAUGGAAAUCUCUGAGGGUUCAGCUAGGCUGGAAGACUUCGAAGGUUCUGGCGUUGGGGGAUGGUUUCGUGUCCCCGUGGUCACCGAAUAUGCGCGGGAGAGUAACCUCAAGAUCCCCGGUCUCAAACAUAAGGAGGUUAAAGGGAAGAAUGAGAUAAGAGAUCUAACCACCGAAUGGGAUACAUUCAAGCAGCACUUUGCCUUAUUCAACCAGCUGCAUAGGAAAUGGCAGGGUCAUGAGGCUUAUGCUAGAGUGUGUAUGUGUAUGGUGGCGGCUUUGCUCAAUGCUAAGAUGAACUUAACCCUCAGUUUCACAGAAUUCUGCAUUAUGGCGUUCCUCACUGCCGUGCCGCCCUUCCUCUAUUGCGCUGCAGUCCUCUGUGAAUAUGUAUGGGGUAACAGUUUCAACGUUGAGCUGCCUCAAGUCAAUGAGCGACCGGCCCUCAUAUUCGCCCUAUCGGCUCAUAUCAUGGGCCUCUUCUAUGAGACGUUCUUUGUGUACUUGACCAUGGCCGACAAGAACGGCCUCCCCGUGAAGUUCUCUACAGUGUGGUGUAUAGAUGUGCUAGGCUUCGGUCUGGAGACUAUAAAGGAAGUCCACGAGCCUGUGGCGGAACCGAAGAUUAUCAACUCUUCGGGGUUGCCUGGUUUCACUGAGGAGGGCCCUAUCAAUGACUGGGGAGUGCACAAGCCUACUGGGCAGCAGGACGAGGCCAAGGCAGGAGAGUACCACCCUGACAUUUCCAAGGAUCUCAAAUUCGCCUGCAGUAAGGCUGAGAGGGAUAUGCAGAAGAUCUUCAGGCAUUGGGCGAAAGAGGAUCAUCUGCUAUCAGAUUCGGAGCGAAAAGAAUUGACUAAACUGAAGGUGAGGUUUGAAAAGGAUAGAAAAAAAUUGGCCCAGCUGUUGGACGAGGAGCGAGGGAAGGGAGAUGCCACGCCGGGCACUCCAUUCAACCCCACUGGAGGGUGGAUAAGACUGGGGUACAGGACCGAUGCUGGGGAGAACCUUCCGUACUACCUCAAUGUGGAAACCGGCGAGAUCAAGUGGGACUCCCCUACUAUGGAUCCGGGCAUAUAUGAUUACAAGGAGACCACUAAGUCUGUGGAGUCCCAGUUGAGACAGUUCGAACUGAAGUCUAAGGCCCUGCUGGACCAGCAGAGAGCGGCCAUUCAGGCAGCUACUGAUGCUAGUCACCGGGAGAAGGUUAGAGUACCAUACCUUCUCUUCCGCUUCGGUAGUGUUGUGAUAAUGGCGGCUUGGCUGUUUGCCAUUGCUGAGACCAGCGCUGAGGUGUCCUUGAAAUACGACCCUUCAUUUAAUGAGAGGAAUGUCCAUGAACGUAGAUUGGCGGUAGCUACUAAUGGCGGUGAAUCUGCUGGCCCCUUUGAGAUCACGUAUGCAGCGCAGGAAGGGCUAAAGGUCCCUGAGCAUUUCGUAUGGUACACCCCUCGUAAGAUUGGAUGUAGUAUUGGUAACGGCAAGACUCUGGUGGCGGACUUUCACUCGCUGCGCGAAGUAUACCCCUCCGGCCCUGCUGUAUCGGCGUCACCGUUGAAGUGCGCCGUGGCGACUGAGUACGGCAGACAUAAGGAGAUCAAGGAUGUUGUUGUUGUCAGAGGGGAUGAGGUCUAUGUCCUGCUCGACGAUAAUCAACUAUACUCGUGUGCCACUGGAGAGUCUCUUCUCCAAGGCUGGGGCCUGCCAGUGGGAGUAGCUCCCAUCGCGGCAGUCGCUGCGAAGGGGGAAGCCGAAUUUGCUCUGGUGUCGACUGGUGAUGGUAAGCUGUAUGUGGGCUCUCCCUCUACUGGUAGAUGGAGAUCAGUAACACGACCUAUCACUGGUACCUACAAGGGCUGUACAUCUAUCCAGGAGACCUCUGCUGGGGACCUUGUACUCCUGAUGCCUGAGGAACGCCUGAUGCACGUUUUCAAUUCUCGAGGGCUAUUUGUGGGGGCCCGACCUAUCCCUCGUGGUUACCUCUCUGGUUGUGGUGAUCAGCUGUUGGUUCAGUCUGACGCAUCAGCACGCUUGUCUAUUCUUAGAGGUUUGCGGAUAACCCCAUCGCCAAUGUAG
Molecule: messenger RNA, 2490 nt
Organism: Perkinsus marinus ATCC 50983
Lineage: Eukaryota; Perkinsozoa; Perkinsida; Perkinsidae
Exons: 11
Coding region: 1-2490 (829 amino acids)
Source: RefSeq, a predicted model, not a curated record